GCGAGCUACUUUCCCCUAAAUUCAUGCAAACUGUUCACGUGAAAUCAGAGUCUAACUUUUAUAUGUGAUGUUCUGGCUCUAAAUAUGACUAGUUUUGAUUUGGUUCUUCUGUUAAUCAACGUUAUUUCCAGCAGUGGGUUUUAAAAAAAGAAAUAAAUAACGCAAUGCAAUGCAAAUUGACGUCUGCUCUGUGGUUGGAGCACAGAAAGUUCUGACCUCCUCAUUAUUCAUCCAGCUUGGGCUUGAAACCUUCUAUUCUAGUGAGCAUUGGAAAGCGAAUUGUAGCCGCCGUCAUCGUCCUCUGUGCUUUGUCUGAGACACACAGAGCAGAGGCUGGGCUUUAAUAAGUGCUGAGCUGUGGAUCUGUUGUUCAUAUCAUCCAAGCACAGCACCAAACUCAACACCUUCUUCAGUAAUGGGUUGUUAUGAGUGCUGCAUGCGGUGUCUGGGAGGAGUGCCCUACACAUCUGUGGUAGCAACUCUCCUCUGCUUCUCUGGCAUCGCACUGUUCUGUGGCUGUGGGCACCAGGCGCUCACAGAGACCGAGAGGCUUAUCGAGACCUACUUCGCCCGCAACCCGCAGGACUACAUCACACUUGCCUACCUUAUUGAGUAUUUCCAGUACAUUAUCUAUGGCCUGGCCAGCUUUUUCUUUCUCUACUGCAUUGCACUGCUGGCUGAAGGCUUUUACACAACCAGCGCGGCAAAGCAAACGUUUGGCGAGUUCAGGAGCACCGUGUGUGGCCGCUGUCUCAGUACAACAUUCAUUGUGAUCACGUAUUUCCUGGCCGUCAUCUGGCUGCUGGUCUUUGCUUUUUCUUCACUUCCUGUCUACUUUUUCUACAAUAUGGCUGCGACCUGUCGCACCAUCGACUUUCUCUCUGAGACACCAUCAAGCAUUAACCAGCUGUGCAUGGAUGCCAGACAGUUUGGUUUACUUCCAUGGAACACUGUGCCAGGUAAAGCUUGUGGGAUGACCUUGUCCAACGUAUGCAAAACACGGGAGUUUUUCUUGACCUACGACCUCUACAUUGCUGCCUUCGCUGGAGCUGGAAUUACGUUAUUGGCUCUGUUUACUACUCUUACAGUGAUCAACCUGACACUCCCUGCUAAUUCCUACAUUUUGUAUCCUCUCUGCUUUUCUCUCUGUAGCUCACGUAUACAGUCUCCACUACCUAUAAUUUUGCUGUUCUACGUUAUCUGGGAAGGAAAGGCUUAGCUGCACGGUGUUAACACUCUGUCCUUUCCUGCAAUCCAUGCUGUUUCUGUCCACUCUGCACCGUAUGGAAGGACAGAAGGAAUUUCUUCACCUACCUGUUCAACAUCUCUGUUUCUAAUUCUAAGACUUUCUUCUUGUUUGACUGACACACUGUAUAGCAGGCCAGCUGAGCAUUUGUCCAGAAGGUAAUGAUGCAAAUGUGAACCCUGGAGGCUGCUGUUGUUCUUGAGACAGGACAACAGACUAUUAAAAUACCAUUGAUUGUAACACUACUUUACUGUAAGAUUGUUGUGCCACAAUUUUAUUGUGCCUUUGUUAGUGCCUUUUUCCUCCCUGAUGGACAAAUGACUCAGUUGGACAGGAAGCACAGGGUUGCAUGGUGUUUAGUACUGAGAUGUUUAGUAGAGGCUUUAUCUCUCCUUUUUUCCCCUUUUAUUGUUUUAAUAUAUCUUUUGCUGUUUAUAUUUGUGAUUUUGAAAAUAGCAUUUUUGUCUUUUCUAUAAAAGUGCCUACAUCCCUUACAAGCCAUGGGAUGUUAGUUUCCCUCCAAUCCCGUCCACCAUGGAUGUUAUCUAGUGUUUGCUCUAUAGAUGAAUAGCAAGGUUUAGUUCAUUUUCUUUUUUACAUUUGUUUUAGUUAACAGAAAUAACUGAUUUUAUUAUGUGAGAAACUGAAUAGUGCAUAUUGUUUAAAUUUUUCUUUUAUAUUUACUUGGGAUGGACAAGCAUGUUACUAUGGUGAUAACCUUUCACAUCUGGUCACCAUGGUGUCUAGACAUGUGAAUAUAGACUGACUUGCUGUGACCGUAGCAUUUUUUUUUCUCACAGUCCAGAGAAUAAUAGAGUUGCGGGCAAUUUUGAGACGAAUGUUGGUUUGAAACAAGGGGGAGGACAAACGUACAUCAGAAUAAUCAGCUUUACAUGUUUGCUGAGAGUCUUUAGAGGCAACGCAGCACCACAAAUCACAAAUUCACAAACAGUCAAUCAUUUGCUGAUAGUUUUCAACAUUUAACAAUUUCUGAAGACAUGGUGAGUGCUCAGGCUCCCCCUAGUGGCAGCUGUGUUCAUCUCAAACUGAUUGUCCAUAUGGGGGGGAACAGUUUAUUGUCCAUCCCUGUAACUAGCAGGAGAAAAUAGUAGUUAUUGUGUAACACACAAUGUUAUUUUAUUUUUUACUAAUCCUUAUUUACAUGUUAUGCAUCAAAUUGUUGUUUCAUUUUACUAGCAAUAUUUGUUAGAAGUGUUUCGUAAGUCAAACGGCGAGAGCAUCCCCACGAGUUGUCAUAAACAAAGGAAAUCAGAUGAGGUGUAUUGUUCUGAGUGAGAAAGAGGCCUCAGUAAGAGGUCUGUGUAGAUCCACCAGGGUCUGUGUAGAGGAUGUGGAUAGUUUCUUUUUCUCUUUGGCAGAUUCACUGUCCUCUGCACCUGGCUAGGUGGCAGAUUCUGCUAAGAGACCAGCGAUACAGAAUGAAAGGGGAGAGGAGAGAUGUGCUGUUCAGCAGGAUCUCGAAACACCACAGUGGCAGUAUCAGUUCUCCUUACGCCGCCAAGCCUACUGAUGCAUAACGGCAGGAUUUCCCUGAAACAUUCAGGCCUGUUUUGGCUAAUAUACUAGAAGUUAAGCAAGUAUGUUUAGUUUGAAAGCAAAAAUAGACCAUUAUAGUAAGUGGUAAGCAUUACAUGUCAUACUCGGUGCUACAAUGCUAAUGAAGUGCUUUAAUUUCAAAGCUUGGUAUUAUCUUGCUUAAAAGAUUUUUUUUUUGUCUUUGUUUUUUUUUUUUUUAAGCUCAAGUAUCUGUGAUUACUUUGGACACUUAAAGUAUGAUGUAAUGUGGGGAUCUCUGUAAAAAUAAACACCUUGAUGUUCCUCUAA
Messenger RNA from Tachysurus fulvidraco (yellow catfish), 3091 nucleotides. It is a transcript of the gene plp1a, whose product is annotated as proteolipid protein 1a. The record is from RefSeq and is a predicted model, not a curated record. The transcript is spliced from 7 exons. Bases 416 to 1219 code for a protein of 267 amino acids. Gene Ontology annotation, biological process: axon development; central nervous system myelination. Gene Ontology annotation, cellular component: myelin sheath; plasma membrane. Lineage: Eukaryota; Metazoa; Chordata; Actinopteri; Siluriformes; Bagridae. Gene Ontology annotation, molecular function: structural constituent of myelin sheath.